AUGAGGCAUACAGUUUUGCUGGUCCAGCCUACGCAGAGGCUCGAAGGCCGAACUUACGCAGAGUACCAAUCUGUGAAUGAAUGCAUGGAAGGCAUCUGUAAGAUGUACGAAGAGCACCUGAAGAGGAUGAAUCCCUGUAGCCUGUGCAUCACAUACGGCAUUAAUCAGCUCUUUGAGUUUAUCGACUGUCUGGUAGACCUCAGCUGCCUGGAGUUCUGCGAAGAUACACAAACAUACAAGCCUCACAACCGAGACUGGGUCAAAGAGAGGAUCUACCUGCUCCUUAGCGAGCAGGCACAACAGAGGUCAUAG
Acomys russatus (golden spiny mouse) is the source of this 312-nucleotide messenger RNA. RefSeq names its product enhancer of rudimentary homolog. The coding region runs from base 1 to 312 and encodes 103 amino acids. NCBI's taxonomy places the organism in Eukaryota, Metazoa, Chordata, Mammalia, Rodentia, Muridae. The record is from RefSeq and is a predicted model, not a curated record. The transcript has 2 exons.